Chaetura pelagica (chimney swift) is the source of this 1068-nucleotide messenger RNA. It is a transcript of the gene RBM48, whose product is annotated as RNA binding motif protein 48. Lineage: Eukaryota; Metazoa; Chordata; Aves; Apodiformes; Apodidae. Gene Ontology annotation, cellular component: nucleoplasm. Gene Ontology annotation, molecular function: nucleic acid binding. Bases 1 to 1068 code for a protein of 355 amino acids. The record is from RefSeq and is a predicted model, not a curated record. The transcript is spliced from 5 exons.
AUGGCAGGUGACCCGGCCCGGGCUUGCCAGGACCCCACGCUGCCGGCAAAUCCACGGCUCUCGCGUCCAUCGCACGCGGGCUGCGGGCUGCGGGCUGGCUCGGCUCGCAUGCAGGUCUAUACUAUCAACUUGGAAUCUCGUUAUUUACUAAUACAAGGAGUUCCUGCAUUAGGUGUUAUGAAGGAAUUAGUGGAACAAUUUGCAUUAUAUGGUGCCAUCGAAGAGUACCAUGCUCUAGAUGAGUAUCCAGCAGAGCAAUUUACUGAAGUUUAUCUUAUAAAAUUCCAGAAACUGCAGUGUGCCAGGGUGGCCAAGAAAAAAAUGGACGAACGAAGUUUCUUUGGUAGUUUGCUGCACGUGUGCUAUGCUCCAGAAUUUGAAACAGUCCAAGAAACCAGGGAGAAGUUGCAGGAUAGAAGAAAGUAUAUAGCAAAAGCAACAAAUCAGAGAGAUUGGUUUGUGUUAAAGAAAGUAGAGAGGCCAAACAAGACUGUCUCAAAGAACUCUGACUGUCUGUGGAGUACCCCGGGGUCAUGUCCCACUGGGAACUUGGAUCCAUCCUGCUUCACAAGUUGUCACGGGAUGUCCCAAAACACAGGGUAUCCAGCUGGGAAUCAUAAUCAGAGCUUGCUGACAUUUCCCCAGUUUGAUAACAAUUGUGCUGAAACUCCUGGGUAUUCUGGUCAAAACACACCCCAAAGUCUCCAUGUGCAGCUGGGGGGACGUGCCCCACCAGCUCCCUCACUGCAGCAACCAGCAGUUCCCAUGGAUAACGGAGUUGGGCGGUUUGUGCCUCGUACAACUUGCCUGCAGGAACGCAAGAGGAAGAGAGAAGAAGACAACAAGUUUCCCCUCAUUGGAACAAGUGUGGACAAUACUGAAGUCAUUUUUGGGCCACAGCUACCUGAAAUACCUAAAGUGGAUAUGGAUGAUGAGUCACUGAAUACGUCAGCUACGUUAAUUAGAAAUAAAAUGAAAGAGGUAGCAGAUUCUGUUUCCAAAACAUCUGUGGAAAAGCCAGAGAGUAGCUCAGCCAAACCACUUGUAAAGCAGAGAAGAAGAAUAUAG